This is a messenger RNA of Desarmillaria tabescens, 973 nucleotides long. RefSeq lists its product as uncharacterized. The record is from RefSeq and is a predicted model, not a curated record. Lineage: Eukaryota; Fungi; Basidiomycota; Agaricomycetes; Agaricales; Physalacriaceae. The transcript has 3 exons. The coding region runs from base 221 to 973 and encodes 250 amino acids. Gene Ontology annotation, molecular function: protein binding.
UUUACUUUUUUUUUUCAACCGAACUGAACAAAGAAACGAGGGUGUAUCCAUUCGGUCACGGGUAUAACAAGGUUUAAUUCUCUUUAUAAUGCGGCAGCUUUUUCCAAGGACAUCAAUUUCCCCCUGUUUUCUCUGAUUUGGCAGGCUCAGCAGAUAUGCUGCUCAUUUGGGAGAGAGAUGUAGGAAACCUAUCACGCAUAAAGAUAUCGAUAUACCAUCCAUGCUACAAGCAGUCAUAUCAAGAUAUGACAACAUUUUGUCCGCUGAACAGCAGGACGCUGUCCUACUGCGUCAAGCGAAUAGUGGGCCUCUCGAUGAAAGAACCACAGCGAUCUUGGAAGAAGCGGAGCUCGCCCUUCACCAACUCAAGGAGAAACGCUGCUUCUUACAUGAUGCCCAACGCAAGCACCGAGCGGCCUCAAGUUUAUCCUCCAUCAGGACCCUUCCCAUCGAAAUUCUAACCGACAUCUUCUGUUAUGCCGCCAGCGAUCCUAUCGACAUCUUAGACACCAAGCAUCCAGCAUGGGCCAUUAGCAAGGUCUGCCAACUGUGGCGGUCCAUCAUCACAACGGUCUGUCCUGAAGUAUGGGCAAAGAUAUCAGUUCCCCGGUUGCGUCAUGACUCAGCGAUGGUCAGAAAAGGCGCUCUCUCGUCAGUGUUGGAUACAAUUACUACAAUAUUGUCUCGCUCGCAAACUCACAUGCUACACAUCGCUAUGGACUUCGAUUUUUUUCGCGGCGGUGCUACGUCACUGUUUCAAGACAACGUCUGGUUCCAUUUGGCCUUGGAUGCGGAGCGCUGGGAGAAGCUUCAUGUUUCCAUCAGCCCAUUUGAUACGCGCAGCAUGCUGGACCGUCUUUACGGAUGCUUGUCAUCACUUAAAGAGUGUACUCUUUAUUGCUACGAGUUGGGACCAAGGCCUGAAUUAAUGGUCAUCGCCUUUGAUUAUACCCUGGCAGAGGAGGCCAUAUAG